ACGGCCAUCUGUUGGUGUUGGUUGUUCCUGCUCUGCCGUCACCAGUGUGCAGCGGUGCAGCCUGUGGAGUGUGAUGUGACUCCGAUUGAUCUCUACAGCGAAUGCUUGCCGUCGUAGGGUAUCAAGGUAGUUACUCGCACGGGACAUGCCUCGCAAUCUUGUUCGCAGUGAUUCUGCGUCUCCUGAGUCGCGGAGUCGGAAGAACAGAUAUGGUGCUGCUGUCUUUCGGAGACUCACAAGCCAAAUUCGCUGGAUGGAGGAUGAACCCGACUCAGAUGCAGAUGUUCCCUUGGCUCUCCAGCCAUCCUUGGUGCGACAGCAGAGCAACCCCACAGGCGAUGAAGAGCUCAGUUCAUCACGCUAUCUCCUUGCCAAAGGAGCUAUUCACUUUUGGAAGAACUUUGCUUAUGAAGAUCAGGGUCGCCCAUUUGUGUGCCUUCGUCAUGACAUCAACCCAGCAGAGGUGACACGAGAUGUGAUGCAGUCUAGCUGGCACAUGAACUUGCCCAGCUUUGUGCUUCUGGUGGUGUCUCACAGUGGACCUCUAAGCCAAUGGACUCCUACACGGCAGCUGGACAACUUUAAACAGGGUCUCAUCAAGGCAGCAAAUACGACUGAUAUGUGGAUAGUGACCAAUGGUUUAAACUUGGGGAUGAGCAAAGAAAUAGGAGAUGCUGUUCGUCUGGAGCUUCUUCGCCGAAGGGCCCUGCGCUGUCACAAGCACCCAAGUCGCAACAGGGCCCGCGUGCCUCCGUUGACGCUUGUUGGCAUCGUUCGAGAGGACACACUCAUGUAUGCACACUGUCUGGAUGGACGGCAAUCCGUUGUCCAGCUUGAGAACGAAGGUAAUCGACCGGAGGAGAACAAGUUCGAGCUGAACCCUGACCACUCACACUACAUCGUAGUGAGGGAUGACACUGUCAACAGGACUGGUCUAGGGUACUUCACCCUGAAACUUGAACAGAGUAUGGCCACUGACUUGACCACAGACAGCUUAGAUGGUACAUCUAAAGCAACAGAGGCUUCAAUGGACGGGCUUCCUGUGGAACUUCCCUUGUUAUCCCUGUUGGUAGCAGGUGAUAUCACCUGUGUUCGGUUUCUGCACGACCACCUCAAGCGACAGAUGCCCCUCGUAGUGCUGGAAGGAAGUGGUGGUCUGGCUGACCUGCUAGCUUUUGCAUAUCACCAAGUGCAACGCAGAGGUACUCGAGUGUGGGAUGCAGAGUUUGUGGAGACAUUCCUGAAGCCUGAACUAUCAAGUACCCUCUGUGAACUGUGUCCAUCGUACAGAGAGAAUCCUCUGGCUCGGAACUUCUUCCGGGACAAGAUUGUGGAGUGCAUAUGGCUGGCCUGCCAGCAGCAGAGGGCCCUGCUCACUGUCGUCGACAUUCGCAGUCAGGCUUGCAACCUAGCAGACAUUGAUGAGGUGCUGCUCAAGGCUGUAUUUAAAGCACAGCGGCCCAAUGAGCAACUGUGGCACAAACAGAUGCGCAAGGACCUUCUUCUCACCCUUGACUGGAACUGCCCCCAUGUUGCCAUGUCUGAAGUCUUUCUGAAAGAUCCCUCAUGCAAAUUCCAGGUGGAUAGAGAUAUCUUUGAGCUGGCCCUGUUGAGGCCUGGCCGUGAAGAGUUUGUGCGGUUAUUCCUGGACCGAGGGUUUCAAGUCCAUCGGUACCUUACUCCAAGACGACUGAAACAGCUCUUUCAGAGAGUGCAACAUGAGGAGUUCUUCCGCUCCUUAUGCUGGGAAGGAGUUCUGGGACAUGGCCUGUCCUCGAAAAUUGGCAAACACUUUGUGGAGAAUGAGCUAAACUGGCUCAUUAGCACUCUGGCAGGAUUGCAGAAUUUUGUUGACCCCCAGGAGCUUUCCAUGAAUGCAGCUCUAGGAAUCUACACACAGGAUCCAUGUGCUGCGGAGCGCAAAGCCCUGGUGGUGCUCUCCCUUUGGGGCGCAUUCACACAACGCACUCGCCUCUGCCAGCUGCUAUGGCAAGGGAGUGACCAGCCCAUUCACUUGGCUCUUCUCUUAUCUGGCACCUAUGCACGCCUGGCACUGCGCGUCCAUGAGGGAACCACACGAAGGACACUUCAGGAGGCGAGCAAGGAAUUUGCCUCAAUGGCCCGUGGCGUUUUAGACUGCAGCUACCAGGAAGCAACAUGCCGUGCAUAUGAUGUUCUCAGUGAAGAAAAUCCAGACUGGGGAUACAAGACUGCGGUGGACAUUGCGGCAGAAAUGCGCAACCGGACAUUUCUCGCACACCCAUGUUGCCAGAAGUGGAUCACAAAUCUUUUUAUGGGAGGCAUCAGAGUGCGAGAGCUCACCUGGGGCAUCUUCACCUGUCCUCUCUGGCUAAAGAUAAUCUUAUGUGCCUUCCUGGUUUUUCCCAUGUACAUCUGGGUUAGCUUCAAGUCAGAUCCUCAUGAAAUGGAAUACAAAGAAGAGGCUGAUAUAGAAGAAGAGAAAGAAGACAAAGAAGAGGACCAGCUGCUGCCAUCAGGUGGAGGCGAUAGCGUACUAAAGGCUGACGGUGCUGGGUCACCGCCUGGACGCAAAUCCUUCAAUCGUGACGCUAUGACAACAUUACUGCGUGAGAGAGAAGUGUUUUUACCAUCUCCACCUCCUCUGUGGAAAAUGGUACAGCAGCUGUGGAUGGCCCCUAUUACAAAGUUCUGGACAUUCCAGCUCUUCUACAUGAUGUACCUGGCAGCAUUCAGCGUGGCUGUUCUUUGGCCAUCAUGUGGGCAGUGGACCUUGGACGUAGCGGUGUGUUCAUGGACACUGCUUAUCACCUUGGAGUCCAUAAGAAGGACGUAUGUUCUUUACAAGAAAUACAUGCGGAGCGUGCCCCUGUUCAUGCGCUGCGUUGAGAUUGCGCUGAUGGUGGCUUUUGUGGGUCUAUACCUCUGCGGGCGAGUCCUGUAUCCAGCCGGAGAAAUCCUUCAUCCUUACACCACGAAAGUGAUCCUCUGCUCUGCUUUGCUGGGUUUCUAUUACCGUCAGAUUGUGAUCUAUUUGCCAAUCUCUUCAACACUUGGACCAUUACUGUACAAGGUUCGGCUCAUGGUGGUGCAGGACUUUGCAAACUUCAUGCGCAUGGCUCUGUUGGUGAUUAUCAGUGGGGGCAUAGUGGCCCAUGCCCUGCUUUACCCAGACUUUCCCUUCUCUGUUGAACUGGUGCGAAGAGCUUUCCACAGGGCCUGGUUUGCUCUCUUCCUUACUCAUAUCUCAGACCUCGAAGAGGACUCACGAUGCUCAAAACUAAAAUAUACGGAAAAGCAAGAGGAAGGUGCCUGCCGAGUCAGCAUGUACAGCGACUAUACCUGCUCAAAUCCUGGCGUGUGGCCUUACAUCUUCAUAAUUCAAUUCCUUGUCCUUCUGAAGUUGGUCCUGCUCACCCUGCUUUAUGCAUUAUUCAGCAAUACGGCCCGCAAGAUCGAAGAAGCGUCGGAUGACAUUUGGAAAUUUCAACGCUAUCAAUUAGUGGUGGAUUUCAUGAAUCGUCUGUGUCUUCCUCCACCCUUGAAUAUUAUCAGCUACUUCAUCACCGCUGUGCGCUUCCUGUGUCAUCUCUGCACUUGCAAGUUCUGCAGAAAAGUUGACGAAACGGAUUGUAGUGGUGCAGCAGGAACAGAACUAUCACAUGCACAGCGGCUUUCUGAAAAGGACUACAAUUACUGGCGCCAACUAGCAUUUCAGUACAGCCAGAAAAUUAAAGAAGAGAAGACUGCGGAUGACCUGACGAAAAAGCAAAGUGAAAGCAUAUCAGUUCUACUGGAUGACUUAGACAACCAGCGUCGGAUGCAAGUCUUACUCAAAGGUCAAGUACAAGAACUUCAGAGAACAUUAGGUAGGGCACAAGCCCAUCUGGAGACUCUCAACAUGGGCAACACAAUACACCUCAGAGCAGAAGGUGGAAGGAGUGCCCCCGCAUUGAGUGGAGGGGUGCAUGUGCUGUCACGACAUUCUCCAUACCCGUCGACCAGGGUACAGCGAUACCCAGUUCCUGACAAGUAUGUUGCCUGGGAGGUGCUCUGGCUGGACUAUGACCCUGUGGCAUACACACGACCUUGUGCAGACUUCCCCGGCAACCUCCAGCCUUACGUCGAUGAAGACAUUCUCUACCUGAAGUUGCGGGAGACAUCCAGUGCAGCACAGCAGGUGCCAACAUUGACGUGGAACUGUGUGUCCACCAGCCCUGCUGGGAUCAGCAUCGACCGCCGCUCAUGGAUUCUUGAUUCUGAUGGCUCGCCUGUUAUCUACAAACUGGACAGUAUGGCUGUUCCGAUGAAUCCUAUUGGUCGAACAGGUCUUCGCGGCAAAGGUGCACUUCCAAGAUGGGGUCCCAAUCAUUACAUCCUGUUUGUCAUCAGCAGGUGGCAAAGGUCCAAAAUCCAUCUUGUUGGAGGAAGAGGGCUUGAAAUAGUUCUUAUGCGCAUCUGCAGGACAGACCAGUUCAGCAUGCCUGGGGACUUUGUUCCAGGUGAACACAAGUAUGAGAUGAUGAAGCUGCUCUUCAAGGGGACUGAUCAGCGUGGCUGUUCCAGUGCAGAAGAUGUGUCUCUGCUCUUCCAAAACAGCUGCCUGCCAGAAAACAAUGAGUCACCGAGUGACAUGCAGCAACCAAUGCUUCCCAAUGUCACAUGUAAAGUAGUUCAACAAGGAUACAUGGAUGACCCCAUGAAUACUGAUCACUGUUGGAGAGAGGUGGAACUAUGGCACAUCCACUUCACUGCCAGGGAAAAUCUACAGGAACAAUUUCAGUUGCGGGGUCAUCACAGGGCUUCCCAGAGAAUCCUCCCAGCCAGGAUGCAGACGAAAACGAUGAAAUUCAAAGCAGCAGUGCGGUUGCAAGUACACGUGGAGAGUCAGCCAACAGCACAGUAUCAAAAUGCACAGACGGAGAGACAAUGUUAUUGAUGGACUUAUACAGUCGUUAUAGUACACAGAUAGGACCAUACACAAAGUUGAAAAGCAAAAACCAAAUGUUUGAGUCAAUAUCCCACGAAUUAAACAGGAUUCUAAACACAACAAAAACGCCAAACCUGUGCGACGUAAGAACUAAGACAGUAAUGAAGAGGAAAAAAAAAAGGCAAUAGAUAAUAGCAGGACAUCUGGCCGAAGCAGGCAAGCUGUGCCAUAUGAAAGGGAAUUGGAGCAGAUACGCCAAGCAGACGACAGUAUACAGCCACAGUAAUAUGGAAUGUUACUGUCGUCAGGAGAAAAGUGCCUCCCUGUGAUGCUACCAUAGAAUGUGGUACACUGCCUUCCACAUCACACGAAGUGCCGACAGGGUCAGAAGGGUCAGACAGUGUGAGAGCCCCUGCUGCAACUGAAACAACAGUUACACCAACAGUUAACAGCGGCAACCAACAGCGGCAACAGUUACACCAGAGCCGACUCUCAGUACACCAAGCCACCGCAGGAAUCAACCUGGACGAGCCAGAAUGGCUGAAUUAAAAGCUUUUUUUGAAAAAAUGGAUGAAAUGAAUAGGCACAGAGAUGAAAGGGAGUGUGAACAAAACAGAGAAAGGCGGCACAAAGAAAUUGUGAGACUCCAUAUGAUAAACGCAACUUGAUAAGACGUCUGUUAGGAGAAGCAGAGGUACCUUUAGAAUGAUAUAUUUUCAUA
Messenger RNA from Ornithodoros turicata, 5630 nucleotides. Its product is annotated as transient receptor potential cation channel subfamily M member 2-like. The record is from RefSeq and is a predicted model, not a curated record. Lineage: Eukaryota; Metazoa; Arthropoda; Arachnida; Ixodida; Argasidae. Bases 146 to 4918 code for a protein of 1590 amino acids. The transcript is spliced from 32 exons. Gene Ontology annotation, biological process: monoatomic cation transmembrane transport; metal ion transport. Gene Ontology annotation, molecular function: monoatomic cation channel activity. Gene Ontology annotation, cellular component: plasma membrane.